Molecule: messenger RNA, 417 nt
Organism: Suillus bovinus
Lineage: Eukaryota; Fungi; Basidiomycota; Agaricomycetes; Boletales; Suillaceae
Exons: 1
Coding region: 1-417 (138 amino acids)
Source: RefSeq, a predicted model, not a curated record
AUGAAUUAUCAGAACUACAAGAAAGCUAUCAUAUUGGUCUAUGGAGUCACACUGAAAGGCUGGCCAGAGGGUCUUCCUUUCAUCGCAUCAUCUCAUAUGCACACUGUCCUUGAAGUAUGUACCCUUCAUGAUGCUUUGGUGACUGGUGCAUGCCACUGGAAGAAGAUUAUCUGGGGUAAACUUGAGGACCUCCACACAGAUAUUCAGCGACACUCAGAUGCAGGUGAGGUGGUAGGCACAGUGCACAAGAAGCACUUGGAUACAGGCAAGACACGUAAGCACAAAGCACCUGCUGCUAAUGGUGCUACAGAUGCCACUGUGGCCAAAGGGAAUUCUAAGAGAGCUCGAAAAUCGCACGGGGGCAAGCAGGCUGAAAGGCAGAAGAGAACCCAACCAAUGAGCGCUGAAUUCAUUUAA